AUGACGUCACUAGGUCGAAGGUGAAAUCCAGCAUGGUGAUGCUAGGGGAAAGCUAACAGAAGCAUGCGAAUGCGUCAAAGUUAAUGAAAUUUGUAUUUUUGUUUGGUUCUUUUGGGAAACAUGACGUCAAAAGACAACAGCUCUUCGGAGCAUGCGCUAAUCAAUUUGAUUUAUCGGCAUUUAAAGGAGAAUGGAUACAAGAAAGCUGCCAGCGCGCUCAAAAAACAUGAUCCUCAGGUAAAAACUACGACCGUGAAAGUGUCACUCGGUGAUAUAUUCGAGAAAUGGACGAGUGAGAAAAGGAAGAGUGACAAACACAAUUAUUUGUGUACAAGUUCAGUGCCUAAACCAGCUGCAAAUGCAACACAUCACACCAGCUCUGAUAAGAAGGUGAAAUCCCAGACACAAACUGCAGCAAGAACAACAGAACAAAUCUCUACAGGUUCAAGAACAGAAGAAGAUUCUGACUCAGACUCCAGUUUGGAUGUUGAGAAAUGGAAGAGACUGGCUUUACAGCUAUCAGAUUCUGAUAUUGCAAAGAUGGAUAUUAUUACAAAGGUCAGUACAUCUACUGCCAAGGCUCAGAAGAAGCGAACGCCAGCACAACCUAAAAAAAAACAAGACCAAACAAUAGAAAAUGGCAAACCUUCACCCAACAAAUCAAAAGCUAAAAGCUCCUCCAAAAAAUCUGACAAGAUUAAAACUCCUUUAAAGCCACCAGCUUCAAGCAUUUGUGAAUCUGACAAAGUUAAAACUCCUCCUAAUAAAGCCAUCGUUGCAGAACAUAAUGUGUCGAGUCCUCAAAGUAAAAUGGUUACCAGUCUUUCUGAUCAGGUUGCAAUCCCUAAGACAGAUGUAAGUGAUGCACUUUCAGAGUUUAACAAAAUUAAGAUUAAACGCAAGAAAUCGCAUAGUCUCUCUGAAUCGGAUAGCAACAAAACUCCAAGUAAAACAGCUAAAAGUGAGAAAACAGAAGAUUUCUUAGAACCUAAACCAACUGAUGGUCUACGUAAGAAAAAAAAAUCAAAGGCAGAUGUUAAAGUUACAAAACCUGAAAGUUUAGAAACAACUUCUAGUUCUACAUAUCUGGGGGUUUCUAUGCAAAAAUCUCAGUGUGGUCUAGAUUCAGUUGAACUGUCUGAAUCAAACAGUUCGGAAUGUGUCUCACUUUCUGACCCAGCUGAAACCCCCACUCAGAAAUCUAAAUCUAAGAAAUCCAAGAAAUCUAAAGAACCUGGAGAUAUGGCCAUGCCUUCUGAAGAAGGCCAGAUCAAGGGUAACAAUGAAACAUUUCAGAAAUCAUCUAAGAAAGCGAAGAAAAUCUUAUUUGAGGAAAUUGGGACUGAAAAGCCAUCUAAGAAAAUAGAAAUUGAAGUUGCUACCAGCAUCUUAGAACCUCUCAGUUCAGAGACGCCAUCCAAAAAGUCUAAAACCAAGAAAGGUUUGGAAGCUAAUCAUCUUGAUUCUCAAUCCAAAAAGGAUGUUGCAGAUGUAACGGAAGUCGAGGGCUCAAGAAACAGCUCUUCAAAACCAGAUCAUAUCGAAAACCUUUCAAAAAAGAGUAAAAGAAAGAGAACUGACAGCUCUGGAGAAAAAGAGACUUCAGAAUGGGACAAUUCAGAAGUGGCCAAUAAUCUCGGAAAAAGUUCUGAAGGUCAAUGCGAAGAAAGUGUUUCAGCAGUGGAGGAGAAUGAAAAUCCAGAGCCAAGGAAGAAAAAGAAAAAGAAAAAAGAUAAGGAGAAGCAGAAAACUGAGAGUGAUGAAAACGCUGAAGAUGUUCCACCAACACCACCAGCGGAGGAUUUUCCAGAUCCCCUGCCGAGCAUUCAGAAGAAACAUAAGAAGAAAAAACAUAAACACAGAGACGAGGAAACGCCAGCCAUGCUCACUCCUGCCUCUGAAGAAGACUCUCCAAAAAAGAAAAAGAAAUCUUCAAAGAAGAAGGAACAAGCUGAUGUGUAAGAAUAGGGUCUAAAAGCAUGACCUGAUCUAUCCUGGGAAGAAGAUAGACACAUAAAUAAUAAUAAGAAAUAUUUUUAAUGCCAUCCUUCAUCUGUUUAUGAUGUUAUUGUUUCAUGUAUCUUAAAUGUAAUGUUUUAAAUGACGAUUUUUUUAAAUGCUUUUUUUAUUAUAAGAUUGCUAUAAUACAUAGAAAUCUUAUCAUUAAAACAUUCAAGUAUUUCCUUAAUGAUGAGUUAGACACUGUUAUACACAUGAUCUGUAAUUCUCCUAAAUUUUUUUAUAAAUAUAAUUUGGUACUUGUGGUGUUGUGUGAUCUGAUUUGUGCUGAUUUCAGAGAAAUAAUCCCAAAGGUUUAUAUUUUAGGGCUUGAAAUGAACAGUCAUUGUAAACUUUUGUUUGUCAAACCAAAAAAAAACGACCGAAACAAAAAAGAAGUUCUCUAUUUGAGUUUUC
Silurus meridionalis is the source of this 2415-nucleotide messenger RNA. It is a transcript of the gene llcp, whose product is annotated as treacle ribosome biogenesis factor 1. Lineage: Eukaryota; Metazoa; Chordata; Actinopteri; Siluriformes; Siluridae. The transcript has 8 exons. The record is from RefSeq and is a predicted model, not a curated record. Bases 121 to 1962 code for a protein of 613 amino acids. Gene Ontology annotation, molecular function: protein binding.